Juglans regia (Persian walnut) is the source of this 3559-nucleotide messenger RNA. Its product is annotated as receptor-like protein kinase HSL1. Gene Ontology annotation, biological process: protein phosphorylation. The transcript is spliced from 2 exons. Gene Ontology annotation, molecular function: ATP binding; protein binding; protein kinase activity. Bases 311 to 3292 code for a protein of 993 amino acids. The record is from RefSeq and is a predicted model, not a curated record. Lineage: Eukaryota; Viridiplantae; Streptophyta; Magnoliopsida; Fagales; Juglandaceae.
AAGGCAUGCGAAAGAGAGCAAGUAGAAGAACUAGCCUACUUCAAACUUUUUACUCUAUCACACUCAUACCAAUGUUCUCUCUCUCUCUACACGCGCGCACACAUUCAUCUCUAUGCUGUCUUCCUCUGUGGACUCUGUGAUUCUCUCUCCUACAGCCUUCAUUAGCACGAUCAAAUGCACAUUCUGAUCCUCACUUUUUCUUCCUCGUUUCUCCUCUUUUGUCCCGCAUAUAUUACGCCCAACCAGUACACCGUUUCUCCUCGUGAAAGCUCAAACUCACUCCCUCUCUGGUACCCAUCCAUUAACAACAAUGCUUCUCCUUCUCCUUCUCUUCCUCCUUUCUGGUCCGCCUCUCACCGUCUCUCUCAACCAAGAGGGCCUUUACCUCCAAAGCCUCAAGAACUCCCUCGAAGACCCGGACUCCGCCCUCUCUGCCUGGAACGAACGCGACGGCGCCCCAUGCAACUGGCCUGGGGUUACUUGCGACCCCAUUUCCCACUCCGUUCACUCCCUCGACCUCUCCAACACCAACCUCGCCGGCCCUUUCCCUUCCCUCCUCUGCCGUCUCCCCAACCUCGCUUUCAUCUCCUUCUCCAACAACUCCAUCAACUCCACCCUUCCUCCCGACGUGUCCACUUGUCGAAGUCUCCAACACCUCGACCUCUCCCAGAAUCUUCUCACCGGUGAGCUCCCCCACACCCUAGCUGACCUACCCAGUCUCCGGUACUUAGACUUAACCGGCAAUAAUUUCUCGGGAGAUAUACCAGACACCUUUGGGCGGUUUCAAGAACUCGAGGUUCUCUCCCUGGUUUACAAUCUUUUGGACGGGACCAUUCCGGCGUUCUUGGGAAACAUAAGUACUCUCAAAAUGCUUAACCUUUCUUAUAACCCGUUUGUCCCCGGUGGGAUCCCGCCGGAGCUUGGGAACUUGACGAAUCUCGAGGUGAUGUGGCUCACGGACUGUAACUUGGUGGGUGAGAUUCCUGACUCAAUGGGCCGACUCAAGAAACUCACCGAUUUGGACCUGGCGCUGAAUGCUUUGCACGGUCCGAUCCCCAGGUCUCUCACUGAGUUGAGCAGCGUGGUCCAGAUUGAGCUCUACAAUAACUCAUUUUCGGGCGGGUUUCCUCCCGGGAUGUCCAACUUGACUGCAUUGCGGCUGCUCGACGUGUCGAUGAACGAGUUGACAGGGACGAUUCCGGAUGAGUUGUGUCGGUUACCUCUCAAAAGCCUCAAUCUUUACGAGAACCGAUUAGAGGGAAGCUUGCCUGAGAGUAUUGCCAACUCGACGGGCUUAUACGAGCUCAGACUGUUUCGGAAUGGACUCACCGGCGAGUUACCCAAAAAUCUCGGCAGGAACUCGCCACUUAAAUGGCUCGACAUUUCGAGCAACCAGUUUUCCGGCGAACUUCCGGCUGCUUUGUGUCAGAAGGGGGCGCUGGAAGAGCUUUUGAUGAUAUACAACCAAUUGUCGGGUCCAAUCCCGGCGAGUCUUGGCGAGUGCCAGAGUUUGACCCGUGUCCGUUUGGGUUUCAAUCGGUUUUCCGGCGAAGUACCGGCUGGCUUUUGGGGUCUCCCACGCGUGUCUCUGCUCGAACUCGUUGGGAACUCUUUCUCGGGCCAAAUCGCGAAGACAAUUGUUGGUGCGGCAAAUCUUUCCAGUUUACUCUUGUCUACGAACAAGUUUUCGGGUCCGAUACCAGAUGAGAUUGGAUGGUUGGGUAAUCUGGUUGAGUUUUCGGGUUACAAUAAUAGUUUCAGCGGGUCAUUGCCUGGGAGUAUUGUGAAUCUUGAGCAGCUUGGGAUUCUUGAUCUUCACAACAAUGAGCUUUCUGGAGAGCUUCCAAGUGGAGUUAAAUCUUGGAAGAAGCUUAACGAGCUGAAUCUAGCAAAUAACAAGUUUACAGGGAAGAUACCCGAGGAGAUUGGGAGGUUGUCUGUGCUUAAUUACCUUGAUCUUUCAAGAAAUCAAUUUUCUGGGAAAAUCCCACUUGGAUUACAGAAUUUGAAGCUCAAUCAGCUCAAUUUAUCAUACAAUCGACUAUCGGGUGAGCUUCCCCCGUUGUUUUCCAAGGAAACGUAUAUGAAUAGCUUUGUGGGUAAUCCUGGUUUGUGUGGAGAUUUGGAGGGUUUGUGCAAUGGGAAAGAGGAAGCUAAGAGCAAUGGUUAUGUUUGGUUGCUUCGGACAAUUUUUGUCGUUGCUGGGCUAGUGUUUGUUGUGGGCGUGGUUUGGUUUUACUUAAAGUACAGGAACUUCAAGAUGGCGAAGAGAGAAAUCGACAAGUCGAAAUGGACGUUAAUGUCGUUUCAUAAACUGGGCUUUAGUGAAUACGAGAUAUUGGAUUGCCUUGACGAAGAUAGUGUGAUUGGUAGUGGAUCUUCCGGGAAGGUGUAUAAGGUUGUGCUAAGCAGUGGCGAGGUUGUUGCGGUGAAGAAGCUUUGGGUCGGGCUGAGGAAAGAGUGUGAGAGUGUCGAUGUUGAGAAAGGUCAUGUUCGCGACAAUGUCUUUGAUGCAGAGGUUGAGACUUUGGGAAAGAUUAGGCACAAGAACAUCGUAAAGCUAUGGUGUUGCUGCACCACCAGGGACUGCAAGCUAUUGGUUUAUGAGUACAUGCCUAAUGGCAGUUUGGGUGAUUUGCUGCACAGUAGUAAAGGAGGGUUGCUGGAUUGGCCAACGAGGUACAGGAUUGCUUUGGAUGCGGCUGAGGGACUUUCUUAUUUACAUCACGAUUGUGUUCCCCCAAUUGUCCACCGAGAUGUGAAAUCGAACAAUAUUUUGUUGGAUGGGGAUUUCGGAGCUCGUGUGGCAGAUUUUGGAGUGGCUAAGGUUGUUGAUUCGGCCGGAAAGGGACCUAAAUCCAUGUCAGUCAUUGCUGGAUCCUGUGGGUACAUUGCUCCAGAAUAUGCGUACACGCUUAGAGUGAACGAGAAGAGCGACAUAUACAGUUUUGGCGUUGUGGUUCUUGAGUUGGUCACAGGGAAACUCCCGGUUGACCCCGAGUUUGGGGAGAAGGAUUUGGUGAAGUGGGUCUGUACCACAUUGGAUCAGAAAGGCGUGGACCACGUUCUUGAUCCCAAAGUUGAUUCUUGUUACAAGGUAGACAUGUGCAAGGUGCUCAACAUUGGCCUUCUCUGCACCAGCCCUCUCCCAAUCAAUCGUCCUUCCAUGAGACGGGUGGUGAAAAUGUUGCAAGAAGUGUGUCCUGAGAACCAGUCCAAGAUGCCCAAGAAAGAUGGAAAAUUGUCUCCUUAUUACUACGAAGAUACCUCAGAUCAUGGAAGUGUAGCUUAAGAGCUUGGGUUCAAGUUUUUUACUUUUUAUUGGUUUACAAAAUAUAAUGUAUCCAUGGAUGGGGGAGUGGCAGCUUUUCUUUUCUUUUACAUUUUCUUAAGUUAACUCCACAUAAUUAGAUCCAGUUUGUGUUUGCUUCAAAGAGUGGGGAAAAGUAAAAGAGGGAGUUCAAAAGGGAAAGAGGGAGUGGAUUUUUUAAGUGUAAAGUAAUACAUCCUUGUUGGAUUUAUCCAAAGAUUGCGUAGCUGCUUGCAUUAACUCCUCUUA